UUAAGUAUGAACGUGAUGAAGGAAGCUGAAGGCAACAUGACAAACAAGCCUAAGCCGAGUCCAGCUAUCUAGCGAACCAUCCGAGCUCAGUGUUGUGGUGUUGGCGUAGACUGACCAGAGUCCGCUAACAUCACUUAUUUUUUUUAAGUGCUGCAGUGAGAAAAGGGCAUCAUGACAGAAGUAUUCCAGUUCGGCCUCGUGCCCAUCACUUGUCACGCCUGGAAUAAGGAUCGCUCCCGUGUGGCACUGAGCCUCAACAACAACGAGGUCAACAUCUAUGAGCGUGCCGGGUCAGAGUGGAGGCUGCAGGAGACCCUUCAAGGCCAUGACCUGCGAGUCACCGGCAUUGACUGGGCACCAAACACCAACCGCAUUGUGACCUGUGGUGCUGACCGGAAUGCUUAUGUUUGGACUUGUGGAACGGAUGGGAAGUGGAGCCCAACCUUGGUGCUUCUGCGUAUCAACCGUGCCGCCACCUGCGUCAAGUGGUCUCCUAAUGAGAACAAGUUUGCGGUUGGGUCUGGCGCACGGCUCAUCUCGGUGUGCUACUUUGAGCAGGAAAACAAUUGGUGGGUGUCCAAGCACAUCAAGAAGCCCAUCCGCUCCACCAUCACCACUCUGGACUGGCAUCCCAACAACAUACUCUUGGCUGCUGGGGCUGCUGACUUCAAGGUGCGCAUUUUCUCCGCCUGGAUCAAAGACAUCGAGCCCAAGCCAACACCAACACCCUGGGGAGCUAAGAUGCCUCUGGGCCAGAUGAUGACUGAAUUCUCCAACUCUACUGGUGGAGGUGGGUGGGUGCACAGUGUGAGUUUCUCUGGUGACGGGAAUCGAGUGUGCUGGGUUGGCCAUGACUCGAGCCUGACUGUGGCAGAUGCAGGGAAGGAGAUGGCUAAGACUCAGCUCAAGACUGAGUAUUUGCCCUUCACUGCUGUCACUUGGGUCUCCCUCAACUCUCUGGUGGCUGUGGGCCAUGGUUGCUGUCCAAUGUUGUACUCUGUUGAUGACAUGGGUAAGCUUACCUUUGUGACCAAGCUGGAUAUGGCUCAGAAAAAAGAGUCUGGCAGUCUCAGUGCCAUGAGGAAGUUCCAGUCACUUGACCGCACUGCUCGCUCGGAUCAGUCAGACACCACACUGGCCACUGUUCACCAGAAUACCAUCACGGGAGUUGCCAUCUUCUCAGGUGAAAAGUCCAACUGCAGCUCCAUUUCCACCUGUGGCGCUGACUCUCAACUUGUCAUCUGGAACUUCAAGCUUCUGGAGCAGUCAGUGUCUGAUCUACGCUUGAGUUAAAGCAUUCCCACCAAAAAGUUAACUGCCAAGUCAAUGCCACAUUAAAAAAAACAAAGUACAUAUGUAAUGAGAAGAUAAGUGAAAUUUAAUGUAUCUGAUUAUCUUUAUGAUUAAUUAUAUUAAAUGUGAUUUUUGUCUCAUUUUACAGAAUCAUUGCCCAUCCAAAAAAUAUCGUGUAUAGUUACAUACAUUUUUCUAUAUUGCCUUAUUGUUAUUGUUAUGACUGUAAGAUAAAAUGUUUUUCCUGUAUUUUACAAGUUAGUUGAACAAGUGGUGUUUACUUAAAGACAGCACAAACAAUAUGUAGGUAAAAUAUGAUAAUGAAAUCUCUAACACAAACAUUCCUGAAUUUGUGUCACUUUAUACUACUUGCAGUCUAAUUCCUCUAACUCAUUUAAGAUAGAUUACUAUGAUGCAAGGAGAAAGAUGCUAACAAAGAGGUAGUAAGAAAAACCAGCCAUAUACUCUACUGGAUGCUGGAUGGUUGAUGUUGAUGCUUAAAAUGUAAAAGAUUUGCCAGGCUCACUCCUCUGUUAUUUUAUCUCAUAGAAACAGGCAAACAAUGUUGAUUAAUAACUCAAAGUACAAGUUAUUUCAAAAGGAUAACAAGGUAAUUCAAAUUAAAAUUCUUUUAAUUACCAGAGUUAUGGUUCUUAUAUUACCAGAGUUAUUGCUGGUCACUUGAUGAAUAACCAGUGUGCUUCAUAUGAAUUCAGUGAAAUAAAUGUAUUGGCAAC
Messenger RNA from Portunus trituberculatus (swimming crab), 2030 nucleotides. It is a transcript of the gene Arpc1, whose product is annotated as actin-related protein 2/3 complex subunit 1A-B-like. Gene Ontology annotation, molecular function: actin filament binding. The transcript has 10 exons. Gene Ontology annotation, biological process: Arp2/3 complex-mediated actin nucleation. Gene Ontology annotation, cellular component: Arp2/3 protein complex; actin cytoskeleton. The coding region runs from base 172 to 1293 and encodes 373 amino acids. NCBI's taxonomy places the organism in Eukaryota, Metazoa, Arthropoda, Malacostraca, Decapoda, Portunidae. The record is from RefSeq and is a predicted model, not a curated record.